Messenger RNA from Ostreobium quekettii, 591 nucleotides. The record is from the annotation of a GenBank genome assembly. NCBI's taxonomy places the organism in Eukaryota, Viridiplantae, Chlorophyta, Ulvophyceae, Bryopsidales, Ostreobiaceae.
AUGGCGGAGCCCAGGGUGAAGGCCCUCGUGACGCCGCUGGCGCUGCCCGACGGCCCGGGCUUCUUCGCGCCCAGCGAAAACUCCCUGCGGCGGCGCGGCGAUGCGGGCCUGGACCCGCAGGCCUCGCCCGGCACGGUGCGGUCGCUGGAAUCUGCGUCGUCCAGCGUCGAGGACUUCGUGCGCGAGAGCCUGGCCAGCCUGGAGGAGCGGCUGGAGGGCGUGCUGGACUGCAUGUCCGAGGAGCUGAGUGGGGAGGUGUCGCGCGAGCGGCAGCACCUGCUGCUGAUGCAGGAGCAGGUGGACAAGCAGGGGCGGAUGCUGCAGCACGAGUUCGGGGAGAUUCACAAGGCGAUCGAGCAGGAGCGAACGGCGAGGGCGCUAGUGCAGCAGGGCGCGCGGGAGCGCGGCGACAAGAUCUCGGCCAACCUGUCGGCGAUCGCAAGGGAGCUGGAGGAGAUGCGGACGCUGGUGAGCCGCGUGGCGGUGGCGGAGAGCAGCGAGGGGUGGCUGACCCGGCUGGCCAACAGCGUCUGGCUCCUCUUCCGCCAGUGCACCGCCGACAGGUCGUACACAUCCCUGCCCUCGUCGUGA